AUAACUUUUUUAUAAUUUUUUUAUUAUUUUUGUAUUUAUAAAAUCGACUAAUUUUAAAUAUUUUUUCAAUUAAUAUUUAUUAAAACUAUUUUUAAAUAUGUUUUUUUAAUUUACAGGUCUACUGGUGAUCAGACCCGGUCUCGAUCUCGUCGUGCCUCACCACAAGGUCGUAGUGGUACGGAGAGCCAUUCUCAGGGUUCGUCCAGCCACUCUUGGGGUUCGUCCAGCCACUCUCGGGGGUCGAGCAGGCACUCUCGGAAUUCUUCAUUUCCCACUCCGGUUUUUGCUCCCGCUGCUGCACCCCCUCCCACUGCUGCACCCCCUCCCGCUCCUCCAGUCGUUCCGGGAGUGAUGACUGUUGCCCAGUUGGUUCAACAGCCCGGUCGUGAGCAUCUUCCCUAUCUCAGUCCGUGUCCAAAGGGACGACGUCAAACAUGGUAAUUAAAAGUCUUUUUUUUUUCCUUUCAUUAAAAUUUGAUUCAUUAUUAAUAAUUUGUUUCUUAUAUUAGGUUCAACUGAUCCGGGAACGAGAUCAGCGCAUGGAUCAACAAUAUGAUGUACUCGAACCUCAGCAAGGGAUAUCCGACUUUCACUCACUUCCCUGCCGAGGACCAGGAAAUGUGGUUUCGUCAGUUUGCGCAAGAGUUCACCUGGAAUCCCGAUCACACGAACUUUAUCCGUGACGCCUUCGUCCAUAAAGUUAUGGACAACUAUGGGAAGCAGAUCUACGAGUGGAAGCAGAAGUGGCUCAUCAACCAGGUCCCAAAGUCGAUCAACAACACGGUCUGGGAGGAGUUGUGUGUGCAUUGGGAUAAGGACGAGACGAAAGCUACCUCCGUGACCAACUCCGCCAAUCGCAAGAGCGAUCGUGGCGGGAAAGGCAUGUACAAGCACAAUUUGGGUGCCCAGACUAUUGCCACUCUGGGGGAUCGCUUGGCGGAUGAAAAUGAUGGCGAGCCGGUUGAUGAUUUCGUCCUAAUGAAGACGGCGCAUACCCACAAGCACACCGGGGAGAUUGAUGAUGGUGUUGUGAGGGAUGUGCUCAGCCUGAUCGAAACUCAGAAGAAAAACGAAGAGACCCGUCUAUCUCAGCUUCAAACCGACCUGGACGCCACUUCGACGGCUUCGACCAAUUUGUCCCGGAUUCGAAUCAACGAAAUCGUUGAAUCGUCGGUUCCAAAGAAAAAGAGACGUUUGGUCGGUUUGGGUCGUCGAGCCCGGUCGGUUACUCUUUUUGCACCACAGCCCUAUGUUGAUCCAAAAGUGCUUAUGGACCAGUUGAAGGACAAAGAUGUCCGCAUAGCUGCGUUGGAGCAAAAGAUGGCGGAUCAAGAGGCGGGAUGGGAGGCAACGAGGAAGCAGAACGAGCAAAUGAUGGAGAUGAUGAAGAGGAUGUACCCGAACAAGCAGUUCCCGUAGUUUCUUUCUUUUUUUUUUCAAAAACUCUGAAUGUUUUAUUUUGGUAUGUACAACUUUAAAUAGUAUCUAAUAUGUUUUCUAUUUCAAUUUUAAUUUUAUAUUUUCAAAUUUCAAUUAAAAUAAAUAAAUUUUUAAUUUUUUUAAAAAAAUUAUUUUUGGGAAUAUUCCGAGGAAGUGUAUCCCUCGGGAUAUUCCGACGACAACUUCCUCGGAAUAUUCCGAGGAAUUCCGAGGGCAUAUCUCCUCAGAAUAUCCCGACGGAUACACUUCCUCGGAAUAUUCUGACGGCAAAGGUUUCUCGGAAUAUUCCGACGGCCGAAGUUCGUCAGAAUAUUCCGAUACCUUUUUUCUCUCAGAAUGUUUCCGAGGACCGUUCCAUCGGAAAUAUCCGAGGACCGUUCCAUCGGAAAUAUCAGAGGAGAUACCAACGAACAGUCCUAGGAAAUUUUUCUUCGGAAUGUCCUCGGAAUCUUUAAUUCUCGGUAUUCCCUCGGAAUUUUCCGAGGAAAUUCCGAGGAAAUUUUACUUUCCGACGAGAAAUUUCCGACGAGAAAUUUCCGACGACCAUUCUCGUCGGUAUGUCCUCGGAAUACCGUUAUUCGAAAGACAUACCGACGAUAUUUGUCGUCGGAAUCCCGGUGUUUUCUUGUAGUGUACAAUCAAUUUGGGAUAAAGGAUCCAGAUGGAUUAUUGGAAGGUGAUUGCAAAAUAUGUAACAAGAAUUCUUUGAUUCAAAUCGAUCAUGGUGUAAGCAACUAGGCGUGCGUAUAAAAAUUCUUUUUUUUGGAUCAAACCAUACUUGCAUUUAAUUUAGAAGAGUUUAAACUCCAUUAAAGGAGAAUACAACAAGACUGCAUUGAGCCAAACAAACCAAACACUGGUAAAGGAAACAAUAGAAUGGCGAUACAAAUCAUAAAAAGAAGCCAUAAGAAAUUGCAUCACAAUAGUUUCAUAGACAUUCUGAAAGAUCGCAUCUAGUGUAACCCAUAAGACUACACAUACUACACCAUACGCAGAGAGCAUUCGCUGGGAGGA
Brassica napus (rape) is the source of this 2454-nucleotide messenger RNA. RefSeq lists its product as uncharacterized. The record is from RefSeq and is a predicted model, not a curated record. The transcript has 5 exons. The coding region runs from base 553 to 1419 and encodes 288 amino acids. NCBI's taxonomy places the organism in Eukaryota, Viridiplantae, Streptophyta, Magnoliopsida, Brassicales, Brassicaceae.